AUGGGCGCCGCGGAGACGUACGCGGGGAAGCGCCCGCCGCCGCCGCCGCCGCGUCGAGCGGAGAAGCGCGCGCGCGAGGACGACGGCGACGGUGCCGCGUUUGAACUCCCGGUGGAGGAUGGGGUGGAUUUUUCAAUGAAGAUGUGGACGCGAGAGGGCGAGCGCGCGUCGAAAUCGCGCCCGGCGCGCACGCAGUACGAUCCGGAGACGGGGCCGAGGAUUCGACAUCGAUCGGACGACGCGAAGGGAGACUUUAACGUGUGGUGGGGGAAGCACGCGACGGCGAGCGGGUCGACGGCGCGGGAUUUUAACUCGGCGGUGAAGGCGACGACGCGGUGCGCACCGAUCUUAGACGCGGGCGUGACGAAGGGAGAUGGGAAUGGAACGAGCUCGGUGUGCGUGCACUUCGCUCGAGGGUGUUGCACCGUGGGGGCGGCGUGCGAGUACUUGCAUAGGUUGCCGACGGCGUUCGACGACGCGACUAAUCACAUGAUGUACGAUAUAUUCGGGCGGCCGAAGCAUCACACUGAGCGAGACGAUAACGGUGGCACGGGAUCAUACAUGCGAAUCGGUCGCACGCUGUACAUGUUCUUCGGUGGCGCCGUGGAUCCAAAGUGGGGGGCGAGGAAGGUGUACGAAGAAGUCGCGAACCAGUUCGGCGAGUUCGGUCCCAUCGAGGACGUAACCGUGAAGUUUGAGCGGCGGUUCGCGUUCGUUCGAUAUAAGUUUCGCGCAUCUGCCGAAUUCGCCAAGGAAGCGAUGGCGGGGCAGACGUUGUGGACGGACGACUCCGCGGAGCCGCUCAACGUACGCUGGGCGAAUGACGACCCGAAUCCCAUCGCCAUCGUUCGCGUCGCGAACGAGCAGGAGGAAAAGGUUCGGGAUAUGUUCCUGCGGAGCGAAAAGGCGCAAGAAUUACUUCGCAGGGAGCGAAUGAAGAUGAAGGGCGAGCUUGCGUUCGAGGAUGGAUCGGAGGGGAAGGAUGGAAAGUCGGCGCUCGACGAGGCGCCGGUGUCGUUUGAUCCCGCCGAUUACGACGAAGCCGAGGACGAUAGUAAGGAGUAG
Messenger RNA from Ostreococcus tauri, 1065 nucleotides. RefSeq names its product Nucleotide-binding, alpha-beta plait. The record is from RefSeq and is a predicted model, not a curated record. Bases 1 to 1065 code for a protein of 354 amino acids. The transcript has a single exon. Lineage: Eukaryota; Viridiplantae; Chlorophyta; Mamiellophyceae; Mamiellales; Bathycoccaceae. Gene Ontology annotation, cellular component: Prp19 complex; U2-type catalytic step 1 spliceosome; U2-type catalytic step 2 spliceosome. Gene Ontology annotation, molecular function: pre-mRNA binding; U6 snRNA binding; metal ion binding.